This is a messenger RNA of Cutaneotrichosporon oleaginosum, 949 nucleotides long. RefSeq lists its product as uncharacterized. The record is from RefSeq and is a predicted model, not a curated record. Lineage: Eukaryota; Fungi; Basidiomycota; Tremellomycetes; Trichosporonales; Trichosporonaceae.
UAUCACCCAAUCAUCCAAUCGGCGCCCGCAUCCACGCAUCCACGCAUGCCCAGCCUGCAGCCAAGGCGCUGAUGGCGUCGAGUGGCGUCCAGAACAACCCCUCUGCAUGUGCAUGUGUGCACAAGUACGGAGUUGGCAUGAGCGUCUUGCAGACAGUUGGACCUCGGGACAUCGGCGAACAUGAGCUGUGAUGUGCGCAUGUGCGCGCGGAAGAGAUGAAACCCAAGUCGUGCCUUCGGGAGCGAUACGAGCUGGGCCCGCUCUUGCUCCACCCCACCUCACUUGACCGAUGUGUCUGGCCUCUGGCCUCUGGCAAGUCACCUCGGCGGUCACGAGGUGAUCAAGGCCGACCGUCUCCGAUGUUCGGCCGGCCUAAUACAAACGUGGGUGAGGGACGGGGUUUGCUGCCAAGAGUAUGUCUCACACCGUGCCUUCGGACUACAUCUCGAACGUCGAUGCAACCAUAUCAUCUAAGAGUCGGCUCAAUUCUCAUCAAGACAUCCCCAUGCACUGCGUCAAGAGACGAUCAAGCCGCCGUCACAGCUGGCUGUGCGGUCCUGCAAGUGCGCGAAACUGGCGGCGGCGAGUCGCCUCGGCGCGACACACUCGCACGUGCGGCGUUUCACUUGAUCUCGGAGUCGGAGAAACGUGGGCUACAGAGCAGAGCUAAUCCCAUCUGUCGUCCUUGUGCGUGCGUUUGCGUCAUAUUGGCACGGUCCAUGCCGAGGGCUAAGGAACAUUGAUGCAUCUUACCGCCAUCGCUGGCAGGACCGGGGCGUGGUCAGAGGGGGGUCUUAAUGACACUGCCACAGUGCUCUAACUCAAUACUAAUGUCAGCACGAUUCUCCUGCUAGCUCCAUGACACUACUGCUCGCUAUCCCACGCACGACAUAGAAAGUUGAUGCACGGCACAAGCAGCUUCUUCAGAUGAUUCCAAGCUAACAGGCCA